ACUUCAGUUCGUGUCACCCCGUUCUCCGCGUUCCCUCGUCACUGAGGGCGAUUGGCGUCUCAAAUACGAGGUGACCCAACCCCGAGGGUAAGCCGUGACCUCACAGUCCUAUCCCAGCGACCGAGGAGUGCGCAUGAUGAAACUGUAGCUGAAAGAUACUAGAAAUACUAAGAGUUAUAUUUUACGUGUUUACAUCGCAUGCGAACGCCUCACAGACACCAGUGAUUUUGGUUAGAGUGAUAUUUUUAAUUUCUAUUCAUGUAAAUAUACGUAUUGAAUGUACUUAAAGGUGUUGUUUAAGACUUUAUCGAAAAUAUAACUGUGCUCAAAGGAACAACAGGCUGCCCUGAGGACAUUUCCCUUGGAUUCUGUAAAUAUACGAAUAUAGGCCUACAAGACGUCGAGAAAAGUGCAACGAAAUAAGAUUCUUCUAUACGCCAUAUCUUCAUCAGUGCCGACGCGAAACAAACACAAACCGAAAACUAUAAUCACACGGGAAUAAUCAAAUAUAAAUAAAGAGUAAUAAAACCUCGAAAUCUGGAAAUCAGAAAAAAAACAACUCAGUGAAAUACACAAGAACGAGCCUUUGGGAUUCGCUUCGCUGUCUCGCGAGGUUUCGACACAGCUCUCGGAUAUUUCCUUCUCCUUCUGAACCAAACAAGAGCAAACUGGAGGCCUUGCAAGCAGAUCCCGUUUCCUUCGGCGUUGACAGGAUGAUCGUGAUAUCUACGCAGUCACAGGCUGUUAAGAACCCGAGGCGAGUCCCCUCCAGCAGGAACCUUCAGACGUCGCAGCAGGUGACCAAUUUUGCGAUGACGCUUCUCAUGGGCCUCAUACUAGUGGUGGCUGUGUACUUCGCCGUCGCCAAGUUCCAGACUCAUAUACCGGAGUAUGAGGCGACGCUCAAAGAGGUUUGUCGAACGUCUUCUUUGCCUCGUCUGCAGUAUAAGGGAGUCGAGAGCUUCUUCGAGUAUUUGCUAAAUCCAGAUAAAAGCUUUUGUACCUCCUGGGUGGAUUUCAGCAAAGAGGGCGAGACAGAGAGUCGGGUUCGACGCGACAGCCACUACGGUCGGUAUGUGUGUGCCAAUGCCAGUGAUGACGGCGUGGGCGAGUCCUGUCUCGUCUACUACUUCACUGUGGUCGAUGAUGAACAGUUCAAGAAGGACAUGGACAAGCUCACGUGCCACGUUCACGAAAUAGUUGACAAGCUGAAGAAAGAAGUGGAGGAAUCUGAGAAAUCGCCCAGGAGACACCCGUGGCAGAUUUCGGAGAUUUCCUACGACCGAGUCCUUCCCGGGGGGUCGGUCAAGCGCCGUCGGUCUCUGAAGGACAUCGUGACCUCCCUCGGGCACGUCGGGCGCAAGGUCAGGUUCCUCAGAGCUGACCUCCACGGGCAGGAGUGGACGCUGCUCCGACAGGUGGUGAUGAAUCAUGAUAUCAUUAAUGUUCACCAGAUCAGCAUAGGCCUACACAUACCUUUGAGUGUGAAUCGGCUGACGAUGGAGGAAAGGAGACGAUAUUUUGAAGACUUGUAUCAGGUAUUCAAAGGCCUGGCGUGUCUCGGCUACAAGCACGUGCGAGUCGAAGCGAUCGAGACGGACAGUAGCCGCUUGGUCGUCCCGGAGAUGGGAGGUGCGACGCUCCCUUCCUUCUACGAGGUGCACUGGGUCAAGACGGCUCCUCAGGCGUCAGGAAGUAACGAUCAUUAUGUUUAUUAUUAAAUGGUGUCGAGUCGAUGUAAUUAUGUGUGUGUGUGCUGUGUCUGGAGUUGCGAUUGAUAUCGGUUGUUAAUUUAAGUACGUAUUAAAGAUAUAAUAUUC
Penaeus vannamei (Pacific white shrimp) is the source of this 1820-nucleotide messenger RNA. RefSeq lists its product as uncharacterized. Lineage: Eukaryota; Metazoa; Arthropoda; Malacostraca; Decapoda; Penaeidae. The record is from RefSeq and is a predicted model, not a curated record.